AAUUAUUUUAUGAAUCAACCUGAGAAGAGUAGUUUUAGUAUACUCAAUAAUUUCAAAUUUAAUUUUAAUUACAAUUUCAUGAAAUCGAGAUAUUAUUCGUGAAAGAACAUUUAUAGGUAAUCACACAUUUAUUUUAAAAAUUAUAAUUAAGUUUAGAAUAAUUAUAUUUACUAUUUCUGAAUUAUUUUUUUUUUUUAUUUCUUUCUUCUGAACUUUUUUCCAUCGAUCUACUUGCCCUUCAGUUGAAAUUAAUAUAAUGUGACAACCAAAAAUAAUUAAAGUAUUUAUUAUAUAAAUAAUUAAAGUACUAAAGUAUUAAAGUAUAAAGUAUAAAGUAUUUAUUAUAUAAAUAAUUUAACAAGUAUAAAGUAUUAAAGUAGUAAAGUAUAAAGUAUUUAUUAUAUAAAUAAUUAAAGUAUAAAAUAUAAAGUAGCAAAAGUAGUAAAGUAUAAAGUAUUUAUUAUAUAAAUAAUUAAAGUAUUAAAGUAGUAAAGUAUAAAGUAUUUAUCAUAUAAAUAAUUAAAGUAUUAAAGUAUUAAAGUAUAAAGUAUAAAUAAUUAAAGUAUUAAAGUAUUUAACUAUAAUGAAAUUCCACUAUUAAAUACUUUCGCUUUAAUUACUUCAGGAUUUUGUUAUUACCUUAAGUCAUCUACAUUUAAUUAAGAGUAACUUUUACAAAAGAGUGACAAUAUUAUUAUUCACAAUUAUCAAAGGUUACAUUUUUCCCUAAUUCAAAUGAUUGAGUAUGAUAAUUCAUAUUUUUUGUCUUCACGAUAGAAUUUAUACAUCAAUAUUUUUUUUCCUUUUAUCUUUUAUACAGAAUUUCAUGGAAUCGAUGUAUUAAUUGGUAACAGUAAUGCUAACAGUUUCAUUAAUUCGAAUAUAUGA
Molecule: messenger RNA, 888 nt
Organism: Heterotrigona itama
Lineage: Eukaryota; Metazoa; Arthropoda; Insecta; Hymenoptera; Apidae
Source: the annotation of a GenBank genome assembly